Messenger RNA from Daucus carota subsp. sativus, 562 nucleotides. RefSeq lists its product as uncharacterized. The record is from RefSeq and is a predicted model, not a curated record. The transcript is spliced from 4 exons. The coding region runs from base 138 to 395 and encodes 85 amino acids. NCBI's taxonomy places the organism in Eukaryota, Viridiplantae, Streptophyta, Magnoliopsida, Apiales, Apiaceae.
CGUAAACAUAGUUAAAAUCGAAUUAGACAGAAGGUGUUUAAACUUGCAACUUGUAAGCUGGGGGUUGGGGUUAAGGUUAAAUCAAAAUCAAGAGAUCAACGCAACAGCAACACAAGUCUUCCUGUCCAAACACAAACAUGGUCUGCCUGUUCUGUCUUUUGCCUCUUUUUCUGUUGCCAAUCGUUAACAUUUUACCUCUCUUAUUCGAUCGCAUCAUGGUUAAGGUAUACAGGUUGUUUGGAUGGGAUUAUAGGAGGCCAGAAAGGGCGCCACCGGCUUGUCCUUACAAGCCGCCAGCUAACAAGAUUAAUGAUACUGCUGCUGGGGAGCCUGAUCCUGUUGUCCCAGAGCAUGUCCAAAAACAUACGGGGGUCAAUGACCACAAGCUUGAUUGAAGUUGACUGAUCUUUACUUGAAACAUCAAGUGUUCACUUGUUCUGAUUUAUUUUGUUGUGACAACACUGGUUUUCUUAUUAGGAGGUUUGGUAAAUAAGUAACUGAAACUUUCAGAUUAUUGUGUUCAAACAACAGAUUUACAUAUAUUUAUUAAAUUUUAAUUCUA